AUGAGUUUUGAGAGUGUUAAUUGGAAACAAAUCUUUUUAGUUCAACGAGUGAGAGCCCAAAAAAAAAGGAAAAAGUUCAUUAUGGAAAAGAAAAUUUUUCUCUCAUUUGAUCGAUUGAAAUUUUUCAACUACCAUAGUAUACAAUCCUUUUACUACAAUAUGCUUGGAAGAUCACUUGUAUUUAGACGUAGUAUAUCUACAUCAUUUUCAUUACCAGUUCACAAAACUUUGGAAGUUCUCAAGGCCACAAAUGCCAAUUUUGAAGGAUUGUUUUCUCAUAAAGCAGUGGAUCAAUUAUGGUUUGACAGAGGACAACAAUUAGUUCAAAAUUUGAACCAAUAUUUGGCUCAAACAAAUACCAUCAGUGAUAAAGAAUAUACUUUGAAUGAAAUUAUUUCAUUAUCAAUGAACAGACCAGAAUUAUUUCACAUUCACAAGAACGCUUCUAACUUGUACAAUUUGACAUUCUUUUUUGAAAAUAUUAGACAAUUGGAUACACCACCUGCAAAUAUAGUCCCACCAACUAAAGAAGCUUUGUUAGCUACACCAUCAGAUGAGUUUACAAAUAAACCAAUGGAUGUAUCUUUAGUUGACUGGAUAAACCACUCAUUCGGUUCGGUACAAGAAUUGAGAAAUUUGCUCAUCAAUUCCGCAAAGGGUAUCAAAGGUGACGGUACCGUUUGGUUAGUUGCUGAAAGUACGAUGAGUGAAAACUAUUUGAACAAGAGCAACUUUUCUUCUCCAAUGUUUCACAAUUUGGCUGUUGUUAACACUUAUAAUGGUGGUAUGAUUGACGAUGCCGAAAGAUCUGGUCAAGUUAAUAGAAUGAAGACUCUUUUAGAAAAGAACCAACAAGAACAAGAACAAGAGAAAGAAUCUAACGCAAACUCUGAAUUAGAAUUGGGCUCUACUGAACAAGCUGAAUUGGAAACCGCUUUCCACAAUAAGAGAUUGGUUCCUGCAUUAGCUAUUGAUGUUUCACCAAGAAACUACUUGCUUGAUUACGGUGUCUAUGGUAAACAAAAAUACUUGGAAAACGUAUGGGAAUGUAUCGAUUGGGAUGUUGUAUCUAGAAGAUUACCAGAAAGAUCCAAACAAGUUAUCACUGUGUAA
Candida tropicalis MYA-3404 is the source of this 1113-nucleotide messenger RNA. RefSeq names its product mitochondrial 37S ribosomal protein mS43. The coding region runs from base 1 to 1113 and encodes 370 amino acids. Lineage: Eukaryota; Fungi; Ascomycota; Pichiomycetes; Serinales; Debaryomycetaceae. The transcript has a single exon. Gene Ontology annotation, biological process: superoxide metabolic process. The record is from RefSeq and is a predicted model, not a curated record. Gene Ontology annotation, molecular function: superoxide dismutase activity; metal ion binding.